Salvia miltiorrhiza (redroot sage) is the source of this 928-nucleotide messenger RNA. Its product is annotated as NAC domain-containing protein 83-like. The transcript has 3 exons. Lineage: Eukaryota; Viridiplantae; Streptophyta; Magnoliopsida; Lamiales; Lamiaceae. Gene Ontology annotation, biological process: regulation of DNA-templated transcription. Gene Ontology annotation, molecular function: DNA binding. The coding region runs from base 228 to 857 and encodes 209 amino acids. The record is from RefSeq and is a predicted model, not a curated record.
UAGGAUUCUCAAUUAAAAUUUAAAUAUAAAUACAAGGCAAACCUUAAUUUGGGAUGUAAAGUUUCCAUAUCUUUUAAAAAAAAUUCAGAAAUUCGCUGCGUUUUCUCUUAUAUAUAGAGCAACAUCAUUUGUUUCAAGAUAGCCCACAAGAAAAUUUUCCUCUCUCUCUAAAAACCUGCACUCAAAAUCAAGAGAGGAUAGAGAUUUGUAUUCUCUCUCGAGUGAAAAUGGAGAGGGCAAGAAGUGAGGGCGAAAAUGGAGGUGUGAAACUUCCAAUUGGGUUCAGAUUUCACCCCACCGAUGAAGAGCUAUUGCUUCACUACUUAAAGAGGAAGGUUUUGUGUUUGCCAUUGCCCGCCACUGUCAUUCCUGAAUUGGAAGCUUUCCACUUCAAUCCAUGGGAUUUGCCUGGUGAGUUGAAGGAGAAGAGGUAUUUCUUCUGCAAGAGAAAGAGGAAUUUGAUGAAUAAAUGCAGCACUGAUUGUGGGUACUGGAAAUCAAGUGGCAAAGGCAAGCAAAUUGUGGGUGCAGAGACCAAUAAUGUGAUUGGGAUGAAGAAAUCAUUUGUUUUCUAUCAGGAUAGAAAGUCAAAAACUCAAUGGAUUAUGCAAGAAUUCUCCCUUGUGGGCUUUCUCAAAACACCACUCUUGAAUCAGAGAGUGGCGAUGCAAGUGGGAGAUUGGGUUGUUUGCCGUUUGUUCCAAAGGAAGAGGAGACCAAGAAAUCAUUCUAACAAUAGCAAGAAUGAGUUGGGAGUCUCCAUUGCUCAAACGACGUCGUGUUCCAGUGGGAUCACUCACAUCUCUUGUAGUGAUUUAGAUCAGGAAGCAAGUAGUCGUAGUGCUACUUUUUUGUGAGAGAUUCGUCUCGUUUUGUAACGCACAACAAAAGGCUUAUAUUGGAAUGGAAGCUCUCUUCUUUUCAUUUA